This is a messenger RNA of Exophiala oligosperma, 1104 nucleotides long. RefSeq lists its product as uncharacterized. The transcript has a single exon. The coding region runs from base 1 to 1104 and encodes 367 amino acids. The record is from RefSeq and is a predicted model, not a curated record. Gene Ontology annotation, biological process: nucleoside metabolic process. Gene Ontology annotation, molecular function: catalytic activity; protein binding. Lineage: Eukaryota; Fungi; Ascomycota; Eurotiomycetes; Chaetothyriales; Herpotrichiellaceae.
AUGAACCAAAUGAUCAAUGAUGGAAAUCUAAGAUAUCGACUUGCCAGCGCAAACAAUAUUCUUUGUUUUGAGUUGGAUGCUGCAGGUCUACCCUCUUAUGUGCCAUGUCUAAUAAUUCGUGGCAUAUGUGAUUAUGCCGACUCUCAUUCUAGCGAUACCUGGCAGGGUGUAGCUGCAGCUGCAGCUGCAGCAUAUACUACAGAAUUACUGUCUGUAAUCAAGCCUAUCUCGACACCGGCGGUUUCACUAGUAACAUUGGCCAGUUCUAACGUUUCAGGUAAGUUACAUCCGAACGACGAAGACUUCGAAUCUCUUGCCGUGCCAUUGGUAAAGAAGUUGAGCUGUUAUCCAAUCGCUAUCGUUCAUGCUGCAGGUUAUAUGAAAUCUCUUGGACAAAACCUUCACGACUAUCUGGCAAUUUUUCACGAGCAAUCAAGACUAGAAGAAAACUCAUUGAAUGCUCUUCUGGACUCGAUGUUGGAGAAUCUCCGCAACCAUCAACCGGAGGCAGCUGACUUCCUAUUCACACUGACAUCGUUCAAUGUGGAAGAAAUUCCACAACGUCUCUUGCAGCCAUCUCGCGAGGAGGGAGACAAUCCCCCAAUCGAGGUCCAACGCUUGGUCGAGAUUGGACUACUGUCUUACAGUCCCGACAAAGAAUCGUUCUUCCUACAUAAUGCGGUUGGAUUAGCAAUCCGCGAGCGCCUGGAAAAUACACAUCAGGAAGCAUACUUUGCAUCAAAGGCCUUGGAGUUGAUGGCCGACCGGGUAGAGACAUGCGAAGCCCUCAUACCUGUCGCUCUCUCCACUCUGCGGCAAAAGUUACGCCCAUCUUCUUGGGAGGCCCAGGCACUCCUGCUUUUCAAGGUUGGCGUCUUUCAACAUAAUAAGGGCGAGCCCGAUCAAGCUUUUGGGAUGUUAUCUGAAGCAUGCAAAUUCUUAAAGGUGAACCACUGUCCAGAUGAUCAGCCAUCAGCAGCUAUGGCAAGGGAGGCUUCAGCGUCGGUACUACUUGCGCGUGGCGGAUACAUGGAAGCCACACAGAUUAUCCAGGCCACCUUGGAGCAGAAGCUAAAAAAGCUGGGUGAUGGCCAUCCAUCCUGA